This is a messenger RNA of Verruconis gallopava, 2967 nucleotides long. RefSeq lists its product as uncharacterized. NCBI's taxonomy places the organism in Eukaryota, Fungi, Ascomycota, Dothideomycetes, Venturiales, Sympoventuriaceae. The transcript has a single exon. Bases 296 to 2488 code for a protein of 730 amino acids. The record is from RefSeq and is a predicted model, not a curated record.
AUCAUGCUCGGCAUCGCAUGCGAGCAAAUCACAAUCGUUUACUUCUUGGCUCAAUCUGCAUUGCGUUCUCUUCUUCAGAUCCCGUCGUCAAGCAAUAGCUCACAAACCUCUUGGCGUCGCCCAUCGACUCCGAGCAUACAGCGUUGCAUGAUCACGACCUAUGUAAACCCGAGGACGUUUCAAAUGAUUUCUAUAUUAUAGGCAUCUAUGUGCAGCGCAGUUUUGAUGUAACUUGUUGCAAAACUCCUACUGCUUACAAUACCGUCAGGAAAAUAUCACCGACUCUGUCAUUGCAAUGGAGAAGUGGAGCCCGGCCAUUGAUCCAACCUAUCGAAAAGGUCAAUGCGAAUUCUUUACGUGGAACUGGUCUCUGGGAACCGAAUUUUCAGAGGAUUUACUUAGUGAGCAUGGAAAUGAAGCAAAGGAGCACCUCUUUCGAGAAUUUCUACCUGCUCAUCAAAAAGAACUUGAGAGGGGUCACCGUACACUUCAAAGACUGCGCGAAAUUCAUCCUAUAGUGGCAAGCUUGGUAGGCACUAAGCCGUACCUUGUAGACGGAAUGACUCUGCGUCUGAUCAAUGGCGAAACCUCUGCGAUGCCCAAGACCUAUACAGCGUUGAGCUAUUGUUGGCCUAUGGAGCCAAGAAGGCAGACGUCAACUGGAAGACGGCCACUUCCUAUCAGCCCUUUGCUGUUUCAGCACCUCGUCCUGCAACGGGAGACGGCUGAUGAAGGCAUUUGGUGUGACCAGAUAUGCAUUGACCAGGUCAACAAGGACGAGAAAAGUAGAACGAUUACGGCUAUGGACGCCAUCUACAGGUCUGCCAGGGUCGUGGUCGUUGCACUGGAGGACAUCCAGGUUUCCACGGAAGAAGAAAUCUUUCUAAGGGCAUUCAUUGAAGAUUAUGAAGACAGAAAAUGGCAGCCGCUGCCGCCUCCCCAUAUUCAUGAAAGACCGCCGUUUAUGGAGAGAAACCCGGUUCUGAUGGGAUUCUUCUUGAAGAUAUGUCGGUCUCGAUGGUUCCAAAGAGCGUGGUGCGCGCAUGAAAUGCGCCUCGCGAAAAGACAUCGCUUCUUGAUACGAUGCGAAAGCGACUCUCAUACUUUGCUCUCCUUUUCGGACUUCUUCAUGGCCUACUUGGUUCUGCUAUCGGCUAGCGUAUCGCUACCGGACGAAGAAAAACAGGUUAGGCACAUACUCAAUCAGGUUUUCAAUUUCUCAGGUUACAUGGAUGAGCUCCGUCGGGUUCUGGUCGGAUCCUCGAACAAGGAGAAGGAAGACGGACAUUACACGCUAGCUUGGACAACUCUUAUCUCCGAAACGUUCAAGCUGGGAGCAGGCGGCGACCCAGAUGCGCCUGAUCGUGAGAAAGACGCAAACUUGGACAAAAUGACGAUUGUUCUCAACAGCAUGGGAAGUGGCCUUGCACUGAAGCGCUAUGCUGCUGCGCAAAGCUCACGCACAGCAUCGGAAGAACUCUGCCAAGCUGUUCUGUUCACGUUGUCUUUGGCAGCCGGUGACCCAACGUCAUUGACGACGAACGGUGAUCCUUUUAAACUUGCUACGAAGGAAUGUGCGAGUUGGUUGCGACGACCUCAUCACACUGAUAUUGGCUCCGGCGCAAUGAGGCAAGAAAAGCUGCCGGAAAUGGACCCAUUCUUUGUCAAGCUUGAUACAAGCCCAUAUAUGAAAUGGAUCGACCUCGACUUCUUCGUAAGCAGCUCACUGCAAGAGCCUCCCGCCGAACUCCGCUCUCUAGCUGGACUUCUUGUCUCAGAAUGCCGAAAGGCUGGUCUCGGAGGUGGAUUUUUGGGUCAAUUGGCGCAAGGUCCGCUCUACCUGGGCUGGAGAAUGGAGGCAGAUUUCGAGUUUUGGAAUAUCAACUUUACCGGCAUUAUCGCAAUAUUCCUCUUAUUUGGCCCAAAGUGGAUGCUCGGCAUGGCAGAGAAAUGUGGGUUCGCCAGUCCUCAUGUGCUUGAUGAGAUCAAGAGUGCCGUACGCACACAUUUCUCAGACGGAUUUGACCAAAACUGGCUCCGGGAUCAGGAAUGGACAAAGUCUGAGUCAAGUCUACAUGCUGUUGAUUGUUUGCUAAGGAUAGCAUACUGGCUGGUUGGUUGGUCAAUGUCCAUUAUGCCUCAGACGCAUCCUGAUCGCUGGACGUGGAAGCCGUACAUUUGUUUCUCUGAUCAAGGUUUCAAGGCAAUGAUCUUGUCGCCAGAGAACAUGACUGUCGCGGUGCCUCUUGCGCUGUGGCGGAUGGGCUACGACCGUCUUCCACGAGUUUGGCUCUUGGACCCCAAUUCCGAGGUGGAAAUGACUUCAAAUGCGUCUGAUUCUGGUGUCGGGGAUGAGAUUGCAAUGAGAGGAAAAUCGGUUCUAUUCGCCAAUUUGUCGAACGACGAUUAUUCAAACCUGCGAAGGCAAGGCCUUUGCACGCGAAUGCGGGUACAUGGGCCUAAGCAAAAUUCUCUCGAAGAAAAUUGAUUCAAAUGCAAUCCGGAUCGGAAGGCUCUGUCGCAGGGCGGUCCUUAAAUUCAAAGGCAGACAUCGUCACUGAGAUGCUUGCUCCGAGUCACGCAAUCAUUCCAGCUCGAUCCUAAAUUCAGAGAGCUAAAUGGAAGUACAGAUAAGGUUGUUUUACGCAAAGUAUGAGAGCCGUUAUUAUAAACUCGACGGGACUACACGAUCACGCCUGAUGCUCCUCGUUCACCGCGUGAAGCGGACCAUCCUCCCCUCUUCGUUCACAGCUGAAUCUCGUGAACCACUUUUCAUAACACGUGUGUAAUGCCAUGCAUUGCACAAAGGUACAACUGCAGAUGUCGGUAAAGAUUGGGAAAUGGCUGGAAAACCAUUAGUGUCGCACAACAGCCAACGUUAAAUAUCGCGGUGAACUACCGAAUCAGAACGCGACGACAGCUUUUCUUGAACCACUUAGUACUCCAGCGUCAGUCUUAGUCAGUGAU